Molecule: messenger RNA, 1513 nt
Organism: Penicillium pulvis
Lineage: Eukaryota; Fungi; Ascomycota; Eurotiomycetes; Eurotiales; Aspergillaceae
Product: homoserine kinase
Exons: 3
Coding region: 25-1089 (354 amino acids)
Biological process (GO): L-threonine metabolic process
Molecular function (GO): homoserine kinase activity; ATP binding
Source: RefSeq, a predicted model, not a curated record
UGUGAGCUGUGAAAUCAAACCAAAAUGCGCUCGUUCUUGAUCAAAACCCCUUGCUCCUCGGCCAACAUUGGCCCCGGGUUCGAUGUCAUCGGCCUGGCACUAUCCCUCCACAUGGAACUCAAGGUCACCGUGGAUGACUCCAAAACCUCGUCCGAGCUCCCCUUGAACUGCCAAAUCACCUACGAGGACCUGAGCAAGAGCACUGAGCAGAUCAGCCUGGACCCCGAGGUCAACCUGAUCACUCGAGUGGCUCUGUACGUCCUGCGUUGCCACAAUCAGCGCGCCUUUCCCGUGGAGACCAAGGUACACAUCUCCAACCCCAUCCCACUGGGUCGGGGUCUGGGAUCGUCGGGUACUGCAGUCGUGGCCGGUGUGAUGCUGGGUAACGAGGUGGGCAACCUAGGUUUGAGCAAGGAGCGACUGCUGGAUUACUGUUUGAUGAUUGAACGGCACCCGGAUAACGUGGCUGCGUCACUAUUCGGAGGCUUUGUGGGAACUUAUCUGAAUGAACUCAAGCCCGAAGACGUCGCCCGGAAAGAAAUCCCGUUGAGUGAGGUCCUGCCGGCGCCUGCUGGUGGCAUUGAUACGGGUAACAAGCCCCCAGAGCCCCCGCUGGGCAUUGGUCACUACCGAAAGUUUGACUGGGCCCCUGAGAUCAAGGCUAUUGCCAUCAUCCCAGACUUUGUCGUGCCCACCGCCAAUGCUCGCAACGUCCUUCCUCAAACCUACAGCCGUGCCGAUGUGGUGUUCAAUCUGCAGCGUGCAGCUCUGUUGCCCGCUGCCCUGGGUACCUCCCCACCGGACCCUGAUAUGAUCUUCCUUGCCAUGCAGGACAGAGUUCACCAACCAUACCGCAAGACCCUCAUUCCAGGCUUGACUGAAAUCCUACAAUUCAUGACCCCCGUGACGCAACCCGGUCUUUUGGGUAUCUGUCUGUCCGGUGCCGGACCAACCAUCCUGGCUCUGGCGACGGAAAAUUUCGACCAGAUUGCGGACCGCAUCAUCGCACAGUUCGCCUCCAACAAUAUUACCUGCCAAUGGAAGUUGCUGGAGCCCGCACAGGCGGGUACCACCGUGACCGAGAUUUAAAUCUAACUUUAUGAGAACAAAAUCCUACCGCGUCAUCGGCGAUCUUCGUUCCCUAAUCCUGCCGUCUUUCCCUGACGCGCAUGCACGGAGAUGGAAGAGCUCCAAUCGGUAGCUAUUGCGAGACAGUUUGUCAGAAUCAAUGACGCUCUCGUAAUUGGCGCACCGAAAUCAUGUUUUCUCUGCCAAGCAUCGAACAUGUGUUGCCGCAAGAUCCUCCGUUUCACCGCUGGUUUGCGGUCUGCGCUGCAGCAUGCAGCCGAUCUGAGACACGGGAAAUUGCCACAAUAGUAUCUGCUGUACGGUGAGAAACUUGGUCUCGAGUUACCAUAGUGAGUGCUCUACAUGAUCUAUGUAUGAGUGGGCCGUAUGGCCCCAAGCUAUAGAGAUAGAGGUAGAUGUAGAUGAAUUACGAAAUAUUCCCGUA